AGAAGAUAAUCCGUGAUAUUAUUGAAGUCCGGAAGACAGGCUAAACAGAAGAAACACUGCCAAGACAGUUGUAAUCAUUAGAUAUACACCAGCUGCAGGAGAAUUCGUUGCCGGCUCUCAGUCUCUCUUCUCUCCAAAAUUUGCUCAACAAACGACGUCAUUCCCAAUUCCCGUGUCUCGCCCAUCCAGUCCAGCCUACAGCCUACAGGCUCCUUCCCCGCCCUUUCUCAUGUGCGCCCGCUUCAUACAAAGUCAAAUAAUGGACCAAUCAAUGGCCCACUAGCCGCUCUGCUGCUGCUCUGCUUUGAAAGUUUCGCCGAGUAGAAUAUUAAAUAUUGCGGGCAGAAUAUUAAUGUUGCUGGCCUGGCUAGAGAUAUGAUCUAUUUUAUGAAUUCCCUGGUCAUUUGUUCUUUUGUUUUAUCCAUCCUCCCGGUUAAUUAUGGCCUGUGUAAUUGGUGGCUGAUAACCCAUUAGUGUUAUGGUGCUAUGUUUUAUAUUUUUUAUAUAUUUUUUGGGGCAUGUUCACAUGUAAUUAUUCCAAAUUUCUUUUUAUUUCUCCUUAAAAUUCCCCUCUGCAUGUUUUGUAGCGUGCUGACCUUGUUACACCUAAAUCUAUCUAAUGAUAACCGUAGUGAUGAACAAUGCGGAAAACGUAGCAUGGUAUGAUAUAAGGAUAUACAUGUAGAAAGUUUUUGAAAAGGAAAAAAUAUGCUGGUAAACCCUGGGACACGAGCGUAUGUAUAUAUUUCAUGGGGGGAAUAAGAAAAGAAAAGUUCCUUGCCCCGUCCCCUAUCUGGGAAGUGGACGAGGUGGAAGGCCAGGCGGCGGACAUCAGCGAAGGGAAUGCUGGUGUUAGUAAUUCUGUCCACUGCAGAACACACGUCACUUGCAUAGGGCGGAUAUGGGCGAGAUUCGCAGAUGCCUCAGCUCUGCUGGUGCACUCCUUACAUCCCCCUGGAAGUAUGGAAUGCGGCUAUUUUGACAAUAUAAUCUUGAAUGAUCUUGCUUCAUAUGUCCCCAGCAAGUUUCAGUAUCAUCAGCAAGAGCACGAGCGCCAGCACCAGCGUCAUCGCACACCAGCAAUAAAUGGCCCUGAGCUAGCAGAAUCGUUAAAAUGGAACAUGCUUUUGAUCUAA
Molecule: messenger RNA, 1136 nt
Organism: Blastomyces gilchristii SLH14081
Lineage: Eukaryota; Fungi; Ascomycota; Eurotiomycetes; Onygenales; Ajellomycetaceae
Exons: 1
Coding region: 750-1136 (128 amino acids)
Source: RefSeq, a predicted model, not a curated record